Messenger RNA from Drosophila arizonae, 1873 nucleotides. RefSeq names its product hale-bopp (gene hale). The record is from RefSeq and is a predicted model, not a curated record. NCBI's taxonomy places the organism in Eukaryota, Metazoa, Arthropoda, Insecta, Diptera, Drosophilidae.
GAUUUUGUAUUAUUGAUAGUAUUUGUAGCAUAAAAUGAGCAAAAUUAGGUAAAUAUAUGUAUAGAAGUGAUUUGUCACAACUGCCUCGCAGUCCGUUGUUGCAACUGAAGUGGGCGUGUAAGUGGGCUAGAGAUCGCGUGCAGAAAUGUUUUGUACUCAGAGCUGUGAGCAUCAUAUCAAUGCGACCUCAUCCGGUCGAGUUUUGGGCUCGAAUGGUGGGCAGCAGCAGCAGCAGCAACAGCAGCAGCAGGUGCAACAGGCGCAGCAGCAGCAAGGACAAGAGCAACAGCCAGAGCAACAAAAUGUCAACAGGAGCUUUGCUCUGAUACCAGCGCCAGGACUCGGGGCAGUUGCAUCCCAGCUAGGCGUUUGCAUUGUGACCGAGACUCCAGAGGGUUUAAGCUUCGACUGCAAUGUUCCAUUGCCCAAUUGUUACGACUUCGAUACGGGCAACGAAUCAAUGUCAGUCAAAACUCCGCCGGGCAGCCCAUUUUCCUUUCAACAUAUCGACAGCCCCUUCGAGGCGCCACUGCUGUACCAGGCGGCUGCGCAGCCGUGCCCGGAAGAGCAGCCACUGUCGAGGGACAGCCAGUACACGCAAUUUGAGAAUGACUGCCAAAUGGAUCGCUCACAGACCGGAAAGCCGCAGCAACAGGCAGCGGUGCAUAACAUGCAAUCCCUACAGCAGAUGCAGCCGCCACAAUUUCAUCUGCAACUGCCCAUUUUGUUUGGCAGCAUUCAAUCUGCGCCUGCUCCGUGCACGCAUCAACUGACUUCGUUUUGUGGUUUCUCCCAAACUAUAGGCCAACAGCCUUGGCCACUGCAACAGCAGCAGCAACAGCCGCAGCAGCCUGCACAGUGCGAGUGUCCACAGCUGGAGCAGCAGCAACUCCCACAGCAACAGCAACAAGUGCAGCAACAACAACUGCCGCAGCAACUGCCACAGCUGCAGCCCUGCCAAAUCCAGUUAAUACCAACUUUUCUGGGUGAUCAGUCAACAGUUGGAAGGAGCUUUGAUCUGCCCUGUCGUAUUAUGGGAGUCCAAGGGACUGGCGCAUGCACGAACCCAAUGCAGCCCAUAUUUAUCCUGGAAAUCCUGCCCCAAGAGCGUGCCACGCAAGAAACUAAGGAGCUGAAUCAACAAAGCUUGCCCAUGCCAAGUAUGUCCUCGGUCGCAAAGUGCGCAACAGAAACACCAAGGAAGUCAGCAACCUGGGCACCAAUGAACACAUCCUAUCCGUGUACCUCAUCACCACCAGCAACUCCUCCCAAAUCGAUAUGCAAGAGAGUCGCCUCCAAUGUAACGACUGUGAGCACUGGUCAAAAGUCUCGAAAGUCAGAGACUUGUUUUUCGCAUCGGCUCUCGGGUUGUAGAACGCCAAAUUCCUUGGCAAAUAGAAAUCGCAAUGCAAAAGCAAGAGGAAAUGCACUCGAAAAUAGAAACGGAAAUUCACAGAGCAAUGGAAAUGGCUUUGCACACAGAAGCGGAACCAUCUUGGGAAGUAGAAAUUGUAAUGGAAUUGGGAAUAGAUAUGAUAGUAAAGACGCUUACAGAACAGCCAAUGGAUGCACGAUGGCAAAUAGAAACGGGAAUACCAAUGCUUGUGGAUAUGGUAAUGCAACCACCUAUGGGCGGGCUAGUGCAUAUGGUCACGCAAGAGCCACUGCCAAUUGUAGUGGAAAUGAAUGUACCAACAAUGGCUGGUAUCAUCCACGCUGCUCUUAUUGGCGUUAUCCGGCGGGCGGUCGUCAAAGCGGUGAAUGGAACCAGAGAUUCUAGAGGCUUACGCUUGAGAUGCUGUCAAAAACCUCCAUCCAGAAGGUAAUAGUAUCUAUCCAAUGAAAUGAAAUGCAAACUGAGUAUACAUAUAAA